Molecule: messenger RNA, 1486 nt
Organism: Nicotiana attenuata
Lineage: Eukaryota; Viridiplantae; Streptophyta; Magnoliopsida; Solanales; Solanaceae
Product: protein SRG1-like
Exons: 5
Coding region: 198-1337 (379 amino acids)
Source: RefSeq, a predicted model, not a curated record
CAUGUAAUGGGGAUAGUAGCUAUCCUCAUUUUCAAUUACAACUUCCACUUGGGAAAAUAGACCAAUAUAUAUACAUAUAUAAUUCAAAUAAUUGAGCAGCUCAAGGAAUUGAAUAAGCAAAACAAUUAAAAAGAAGAGAGAAAGAAAGCUAAGCGGAAUCUAUUGGUUUUGUUUGUUUGUUUGUUUGUUUUCAUUGAAUGGAUGAGUCGCCGCCGGAAGUGGUGAACUUUGGGAAAUCUCUGUUAGUUCCAAGUGUUCAAGAGCUUGCCAACGAGCACCUUACUAAUAUUCCGGCAAGGUAUGUCCGUCCUGAACAAGAAUCUCCGGCCGUAUCCGAUGGAACGGUGGGUCCUACAGUCCCCGUUAUCGAUCUGAAAAAGUUAGUAUCUGGUGAUUCCAUGGAUUCUGAGCUUCAAAAACUUCACUCGGCUUGCCAACACUGGGGUUUCCUCCAGAAGGGACUUGUAUUCAUUUUCUCAGGAAUGAAGCGUAAUAUCACACUUAUAAACCAUGGAGUGACACCUUCAAUACUGGAGAACUUCAAGAGAGAGGUUAUCGAAUUGUUCAAACUCCCAAUGGAAGAAAAGAAGAAGCUAUGGCAACAGGAAGACAACCAUGAAGGAUUUGGGCAGCUCUUUGUUGUAUCAGAGGAGCAGAAACUUGAUUGGAGUGAUAUGUUUUAUAUAACUACUCUUCCCCCUCAUAUCCGGCAAAUGGACUUGUUCCAAAAAUUGCCUUCAAACCUCAGGGAUAUCAUGGAAGCAUACUGCAGUGAAAUCAAGAGCCUAGCAAUGAUCAUCCUAUGUCAGUUGACAAAGGCUCUAAGGAUGGAUGAAAAGGAAAUGAGAGAGCUAUUCAGCGACGGUGUGCAGUCAAUAAGGAUGAAUUAUUAUCCUCCUUGCCCUGAGCCAGACAAAACUAUUGGCUUCAGCCCUCAUUCUGAUGCUGAUGCUCUCACAAUCCUUUUCCAGCUAAAUGAAACUGAAGGCCUCCAAGUUCAAAAAGACGGCAUUUGGGUGCCUAUAAAACCCCUCCCAAAUGCUUUAAUUGUGAAUAUUGGCGAUAUUAUGGAGAUAGUGAGCAAUGGUGUUUAUAGGAGCAUUGAGCACAGAGCAGUUGUAAACUCAAACAAAGAGAGGCUAUCUGUUGCAACAUUCUACAGCUCCAACCUUGACUCGGAAUUGGGACCUGCACGCAGCCUCAUUGGACCAAGUAGUCCAGCAAUUUUCCGAAGAGUUCCCGUGGAAAAAUAUUUCAAGGAUUUUUUUGCACGAAAACUUGAUGGAAAAUCGUACAUUGAUUUCAUGAAGGAAGAGGCAAGGGAUGGCGAAUCCUAGGUAGCAGUUGAUACUUUAGUUGGUUAUUAGCUUAUCUAUAUCCAGUGAAAUAUUCUUACAAGUUACUCUUGCUAUUGUAAUUUGGAGUUCCACUGUUUGAUAACAGUAAUAAAGAAGAAGAAAAAUAUUGUACUCUCUGUUUCAUUAUA